Molecule: messenger RNA, 1550 nt
Organism: Klebsormidium nitens
Lineage: Eukaryota; Viridiplantae; Streptophyta; Klebsormidiophyceae; Klebsormidiales; Klebsormidiaceae
Source: the annotation of a GenBank genome assembly
AUGUGUCACCGCUUUACUGCUUCAACGUUCCUCGGCAGCGAGCUGCCGUCUGCUGAGUUGAGUGUUUCAGGAUUCCAAGUUCAAUUUCAAGUUCGUCCCCUUGCCCCUCACGCCAGUUUGGCUCACGCUCAAGCUUUCCUCGUCCUCCUCUUGCUGGGGCCUUCUCUAGACAUGGGCUUCGCCUCUGUUGCCAUCAGCCCGGUGGCGGGCGGUUUCAAAUGUUGCACGUGCCAACGCCAAUGCCGGCCCGCCAACUUGAGAGGCGCCGCUGAGGUGGCCAUCUUUUGGCCAAGCGAGCGGGCAUCCUUCCACAAGAAGAGAGGUGGGCACUGGGGGCCUGCGGUUAGGAGCCGGAGGAGAUUUGACGUGGCUGCAAAAGUUGGGGAGUCUGAUGUGAGCCCACAAAAUGGAGCGCCAGCUGGCGGUCCAGAGGAGAACGAUAUGGCGGAGCGGUUGGCGAAAGCAGAGGCGGAGGCGGCAGCUCUGCGGAAAGAGCUAGAGUCGAGGAAAGCAGUUGUCGGGGCAGAUCUGGGGAAGCCCCGUCCGGGAAACAAGAGGAUUGAUGGGACGGGGCUACGGGAGGUUCUGUGGGAGGGGCCGGGAGCGCAGAAAGAGCGCGCCAAGUUUUCAAAGUCUGCCAAGUCGGCCAAGUGGGGCCUCUCCGAGGCGGAGCUAUUCAUCUCCCGAGGUGCGGGCGAAGGCGAGAUGGAGGCGAUUGUGGGGCCCGCGACUGACGAAGGCGCUGAGAACGUCGUCCGAAGAAAUCUGAUCAUUGGGGUUGCGCUCGCUGUCGUGGCGGGCGUGCUCGCUUUCGUUCGUUUUCCCGGCGGCCGCCCCCAGCCCUCCAAGCCGCUCUUCUUCUACUUGGUGCCGCUGGUCCGGAUACAGGGCCUCCUCCCACAGCUGCAACUAGCCAUCGAAGAGGGCCGAUUGGCGGACCUGCGGGAGCAGCUGAAGACAAUCGUGGGGGAGCCCAACAACCUGAAAGAUAACCUGCUCAAUGCGGCCAGCUGGUUGCCUACGGACGCCGAGCUGGACGCCGCCAAUCAGGUGGCGUUUGACGUGCUCGAAUACGUGGACCAGGCCGACUCCAAAAAGUACUUUGACAAUUUUGGCGAGCCAUCCGCUGCUCAGAGAUCCGAGUUUUCCAAGUUCAGCCUUCAGUCUAUAAAGGCCGCUUCUCGCAAGCUGGACGAGUUCUUCAAGCUGAUGCCCUCGGAAGACGUGGCCGCAGCAAAGGAACAAGUGCUCCGCACUAGUCUACCAGAGGAACAACUAACAAUCUAGAAAAUAAACCCGUGACCUCCCCUUUAUUGUUCGAUGUUCCUGGCUUGAGGGAUGACAAAACGGGUUGGCAGCUAGACGCAUCUGGUCCAAUUGGAGUAUCCAGCACGUCAGAGGGCCCGCCGCGUGUACACGGUCUUAGUAAGACAUAUCCAACGCCACUGAGAGUUGCGUGCAUGAUAGAUCUGCAAGCUUCCAUACAAUACCACGUCUGUAUAUUCUACCAUGGCGUAUACCGUCUGCACCGCAACCUCUUGAAAUCCCAU